AGUCCAUACGCGUCGUUUUGGGUUGUUUUUUGGCCGUCUAGGGCUUGUGUUACUCAGGAAAACCCUGAACAUUUUCUUGCUCGUCGAUGUUAAGCUCUUAAGAAUCCUUUAUCUUUGUCCAUUUUUUUAUUAAAUAAAAAAAUUAAAUAAUAAUAAUGGGUCUGAGGGAAAAAUCGUCGGAGAUAUUGAAUUUGAAUUUGGAAGGAAAAACAGUGCGUGGUUCUGGUUCAUGUCCUACAGUUCUCGGAGGUUUUACAGCUCGAAAAUAGUGGAUUUGAAGUAACUACGUUCGAUGAUACAGAAGAGAAUUGAUAAUCGGGGCAAUGGUAAUCCAAUACGUUGAUUGCUUCCAGUGGUCCAGGAGGUCCUCAAUUCCAGGACACUCUUAUGAGGCGUCAGUGUCUUCCUCAAAGUUUUCCCUCUUCUGGCCCCCAAGUUCUGUUCAGAAGUAUAUGUUGGCAAGGAAGGACACUCGAUUCAGACUUGUUGUGGUUAUAGACGAAAUGCCAAGAACUGGGUUCAUGAAUGGAUUGUUGGUGGUCUGAGUGAUAUACUUGUUCCAGUUAAGACAUUUCACCUAGAAUGCGUGCACCAGGAUGUUAUUAAGCACCACCAAAUAUUUGACUUUGAACGUGUUCCUGCAGUUGUUGAGCUAUGCUGGCAAGCAGGAGCUGUUCCAAGUGAUGAAGAUUUAUACCCCAGCACUCACAACAUCCAAGUUAGCUGUGCUGUUGUUGAUGAAGUUGAGUCUUUGUCACCUGAUGGACUGAGGUCCAUAGCCAACGGAACUUUGAGAGCAUGGGAAACACUUGGAAUUGGGAUACAGAAACUGUUGUUGGUAUAUCCUGCUAAAGUCUGUAAACAUUGUGCAGAAGUUCAUGUUGGGCCGUUGGGACAUAAGGCUAGACUUUGUUGGGUGUUUUAAGUAUGAGAGAUGGGAGAAGCCCACUUUUGGAAGAAAGCAGAAGUGGAUGAUUUGGUGCCCCCAGAGGCUGUGUGGUGACGAAGACCUCAGGAUCAUCCUGUGCUUUUAAAUGAAGAGAGGGACUUUUAUGCGCAUGCACCUGCAGUGCCACAUCUGAGCAUAAAAGCUGGUGCUAUUGCACCUGCAAAGUACAAUUGUAUGAUGAAAGUGCAAGGCUUAUCUGGUCCUGUAGAAAUCAAAGUUUGAAACAUCCUGUGAGAAUAAAUUCAAGUGAGGCUUGUUUAGACACAUUUGAUCUGGUAAAUAUUAGGGAGGAGCCAAAAGCUCUUUCCUCAUAUUAAUCUGGAGCCUGAUUUGUUCCCUGGUUCAAGUGGUUCGAGAUUUCUCUGGUAUGUCUGUCUUUGAGCUAUUAUUUUUUCACCUUUUGCAUUCAUUUCUGCUGGCCAUAGAGAUAUUUGUCUUCACAUUACUACAGGGGGUUAAGGGUUUUUGUUGAUCCAUUUUGGUUGGUAAUGUUUUUAACUUGAAUGAAAGUUCACUGCCUCGAAUGCAUUUCUUAUUA
Molecule: messenger RNA, 1487 nt
Organism: Ziziphus jujuba (common jujube)
Lineage: Eukaryota; Viridiplantae; Streptophyta; Magnoliopsida; Rosales; Rhamnaceae
Product: APO protein 4, mitochondrial
Molecular function (GO): RNA binding
Source: RefSeq, a predicted model, not a curated record